AUGGUGCAGUGCCCGCGGUGCCGCGCCGUGCUGCAGGAGCCGCCGCCCAGCAACCCGUUCUACAAAUGCGGCAGCUGCAUGACCGUCCUGCAGGCGCGCCACGCGGUGUACGGGGGAGUGCCGCGCCACCCUGUCGGCAUUGACGUCGGAGGUCGCUCGUCCGCCUCCUUCUCCCCCCUCCCGCCCCCACACUCGCGCGGGCCCCCCGUUCCGCGCAACCACAGCGCAGACCGCCCCCCGCCGUCUCUCUUCGCGUCUCCGCACGCCACCCCUCCGCGCCCCCCGCAGAUCUCCAAGUCGCUCUCGCAAGGCGCCUCCUCCUCCGCUCUUCAAAAUACUCCCGCCUCCUCCUCUCCCCGCGCGCCCGCGACCUCCUCUUCCCCGCGCACCUCCCUUUCCGCCGACCCCUCGUCCCUUUCCUUCCGCCCGCGCGCCCUCUCCGCCUCCUUUGCUGGGCGCGGCGGGGCGGGCGCGCGGGCAACGCUGUUUGGGCACGAGAUGGCGGAGUGGGGGGACGAGGGCGCGGAGGAGGAAGAGCCCGCGGAGGCAGGCGCAGGGGCAUGGGCGGGGGAGGGAAAGGGCGGAGGGGCGGAGCCAGGGGAGGGCGGAUUCGGUGGCCAGGCGGACUCGCCUUACCGCAGGGGCGGGGGGGAGGAGCUCAGUGGCGGAGGGGGGCAGGCAUGGGCGCAGGCUGGCGGGCGGGGGGAGGAGGGCAGUGGGGAGUGGGGGCAGGGCGAGGGGGACGAGGAGGGUGCGCCAGUGGCAACAGGCAGCAGCCCCCCCAACCCCUCCGCCGCGUUUGGCCGCCAGUCCACCCUCCCCCCCCGCCUGCCCCGCCACGCUAGCCCCCUCCAGACGCCCUCCCCGCGCUCUUCCGCCCGAGCAGGCGCGGCGAGGAGGAGGGCGCUGGGGUCUGGCAUGUGGGCGGGGGCAGGGGGGAGCGGGAGGUGGGCGCAGGGGGAGGGGAGCGGCGAGAGGGAAGGGGAGGAAAGGGGAGAGGAGGGAGAGGAGGUGGAAGAAGGGGAGGCGGUGGUGUGGCCGAAGGGGUGGGCGGAGAUAGAUGCAGCAUGGUCGGAGGGGGAUAUGGGUGGGAGCAUGGGCGGAAGCAUGGGCGGAAGUAUGGGGGGGGACAUGGACGGGGGAGUGGCAUGCACCCAGAGCAUGGAUGGCGGGCUUGGCAGCAGCAGGGGUGGGCGGCAGGGCAGCAGGGGGAGCGUGGAUGGGGAGGGGGGGAGGGGAGGCAGUGGGAGGAGACUGAGUAUGAGUGCGAGCAUGAACGCGAGCAUGGGCAUGGGGUUAGGGUUGGGCGGGUUCAGCAGCAGCAGUGGCAGCGGGGGGGGCGUGUCCCCACCAGCAGCAUCAGGCGCAUCGGCAUCAGCAUCAUCAGGCGCAUUGGCCCCGUCCAUGUCGCUGCGCCGCCUCUUCUCCCGCCACGCCUCGCCUGCUGCCCAGCGGGAGGAGGGCAGCGCUGCACAGCUGGCCAGUGCGGGGUCGGGCAUGGGGGCGGGGCGAGGAGGGGGCGCGGGGGAGGGCGAGGGCGAGAGCAGCGAGGGCGAGGAGGGCAGUGCGGGCACCUUCACCCGCCAGUACACCGCCCCGCCCCGCUGCUCCGCUGCCCCCCACAGUGACGGUCGCAGUGCGGAGCUUGAACCCCAGGGGCUGAGAGGGGCGGGGGGGAGUGACUGGGACCCGCCUGCUGACCUGGACCGGCAGGGCAGCUUGCCUGCCACGUCAGCAGGCGAGGGCGAGGAGAAGGCAAGGGAGGGGAGGGAGGGGAGGGAAGGGGGGAGGGGUAGGGAGCGGCGCAACAUGAACAUCAACAUCAACAUCGGGUCGAAGCUCAAGUCGCUGUGGGAGGCGAAGCCGGGUGCCUCCCCGCGCAGCAGCAUGAGCAACAGCGGCGGCAGCGGGCCUCCCAUGCAGCGCAGCAACACAGACUCGCGGCGCUCCCCCACGGGCAGGAUGGGGCGAGGGGGCAUGCAGGCGGGCGACGAGGGCGCCGUGGAGGGCAAUGAGGCAGCGGGGUUGUUCCGGUCCCACACGAGUGGACGCAUGGGCAGUGGCACGGGCAGUCCAGAGGGUGGCACAUGCGAUGAUGAGAGCGCUGCCGGCAGCGGCAGGCCAGCAGUGCGGCAUGCGUCCAUGGCUUUCCACUUCUCGCCCGCCGUGCUGCCCCCCUCCACGUGCUCGCCCCGCUCCUCCUCCUUCCACCGCUCGCUCUCCGUGCCUCGCCGCCUGGCUGGAGCUGCAGCCGGCGCAGGAGGGGAAAGCGGGGCAGGAUGUAAUGGCACCGAGGGGGACGAGAGCGAAGAGGGGGUGUUGCAGGGAGAGGACGUGCAGGCAGAUACCGCUGCUGGUGCUCCACUCUCCCCGUCACCACUGUCCCCCUCGCCACUCUCCCGUUCGCCGCUCUCCCCUGCAGUGUCCUCCAGUCGCCACAUAGCUCGUAGCUUUCAGAGUGCGAGGGAAGUGAGAGGUGGGGCCGGCAUGGUGGGCGCUCAUGGCACGGGCAGCGCUCCAGGCUCGCCCAUGCGGGGUGCAACGGCCACGCACGGAGUAGCUCGCAUGGCAUCGAUGGCGCGCCAUGCAGCGACUGUUGGGGAUGCAGGGGCGGAGGAGGCGAGAGGCAGUGGCAGGGCGGAGGGCGGAGCAGCAGAGGGGCGUGAGGAGUCGGAGAGAGGGGAGGGCAUUGAAGCAGAAGCAGGUGAUGGCAGCCGAUCAGGCAGAGAGAGUGCAGCGAACGGCGAGAGCAGAGGAGGGGAGGGAGGAGCGGUGGAGGCGGCGGAGGCGGAGGAAGGGUCAGCGAAGGUGAAGGUGACGCGGCGGCAGUACAUGGAGAUGAAACGCGCUGCCCACGCUGCUGCUGCUGCUGCUGCUGCUGCUGCUGCUGCUGCCGCCCAGGCCGCUUCCCAAGCUGCUGCUGCCGCUGUUGCAGGUGGCAGCGGCGGGGCUUCCCCACUAGCAGCCAUGCCCGCCGUGCCCGCCACCCCGCGGUCGCGCUUUGCUGACGCCCUGCAGAGCCCGCGCCUGCUGCCUGAGUGGCACGGCGGACGCGGCAUGGGCGCGGGCAGAGGGGCCGGCAGUGUGCUGGAGCGACGCAAGUCGGGCCUGAGAGGCAAGGCGGCAAGACAUGCAGCCACUGCUGCUGCUGGUCCUGCUGCUGCUGGAAGGGCUUCUAGUGAAGGCGGUGCUGUGGGUUGCAGCGUGCAGGGUGGUGGGGAGGGCAGCGGAGGUGCAGAUGUGGAGGGUAGUGGUGAUGCGAGGCAGGCAGGGAUGGUGGGUGAUGCAGGGGCACCAGGCGAGGUGGGGGGAGGUGAGGAGGGUGAAGGCGAGGUGGUGAAGGAGGCGAGGGAGGAUAGUGGAGAAGCCAGUGCGCAGUUGCCAUGCCUGCCGCCGCCUGACGCCCCUCAAGUCGUGCACUGUCCGCACUGCGCUCAAGCGCUCGCCGUGCCGCCCAUGCCGCGGCGCCGCAAGCAGGGAGGAGCGCAGAAGCUGCGGUGCGGCGGCUGCCAGCAGAUCUCCACCUUCGCCGCCCCGCCCCUCCCCGCGCACUCCCAACCCUACCAGCCGCCCUUCGCCCCCGCGCACCCCCCCUCCUCACCGUCAGCGUCCCUCAGCCCAUCCCCCAGGCACCCCCUUGCCUCCCCCUACCGCUCCCUCUCCUCCCCCCUCGCGCGCCUCCCCCCCGCCAUCCCCUCCAGUCCCCGUGGUUCCCCCAGUUCCCCCGGCGCCACGCCCAGGGCGGCCCCCCAGUCCCCCCAGGGUGUUCCAAGAAGCACGAGUCAGGAGAGUGGGUCGAGGGGGGCGGGGGGGGGCUGGCAUGGGCGCGGGCAGGGCGUGGGGAGCAGGCGGGGCGACGUGACACGAGACCUGUCGCCCCUCAGCGUGCCCUCGCCCCGCCUCGCCCGCGCUCGAGGAAACCCCACCCCGUCGCCCCUGAAGGGGCACAGCGGGGCGCGGGGAGCAGGCAGGGCGCUCAAUGGCGUGGUGGGGGGAGUGGGAGGAGCAGAGGGGCGGCUGCGGGGCGGUGUGAGCAGCGGUGGGCAGGAGGGAGACGAAGAGGAUGGGGAUGGGGCUGAGGAUGUGGGGGGGCGUGUGAGUGGCCGGGGGGACGAGGGCGAGUGGGGCGGGGCAGGGUGUGGGACGGAAGAGUGGGAGGGGCAGAUGGGCAGAGAGGGGCAGGAGACAGAGGGGGAGGGGGAGGGGUGGGUGGGGGAAAGCAUGGGGAGCGAGUGGAGUGGGGGGGCGAGCACGGAGUGGAGUGGGGGAGGGGGCAGCGUGCAGUGGAGUGGUGACAGCGCCAGCGAGUGGACGGGGGAGCGCGGCGGGGCGAGGGAGGGCGAGACGUAUGAGCGGCGAGUGGUGGUGAACGGGGCUGCCAUCAGCGAUGCGGACGUGCAGCAGGCCGAGCUGCUGGCCGGACCCAUCGACCCCGGCCACUACUGCCGUGCUUGCUCGCUCAGCUUGCCCCACUGUCCCGCGCUGCGCCCCUACACCCCUCCGCAGCCCCUCUUCACACCUCUGCACCUCCCUGCUCUCCUGCAUCAUUCAUACACUACACAAGGUGGUUCUAUUCACUCACACCUUCACACACUCGUCCUUCCUGUGCCCACCGCACGUGCCACCUCCCCUUCCAACCCUUCAACUCGGAUCUUUCCUUCCCUCCCCCCUUCUUCACCACCCUGGUCUCCCCCUUCCCUUUCCCACCCCUUUCCCCCAUUCACCCGUCCAAUCCCAUCUCCCCCCACACCCGCACCCUCCGCCCCCCAGGCGAACAUACCGCAGCUGAGGGAGCCGAUGAGGCGGGACUGUGCGGGGGGGCGCACGCGCGUGCUGGUGAACGGGCGCGAGCUGUGCCAGCGGGACCUGGCGCCGCUCACACGGCGGGGCAUGCCGGGGGCAGCGCAGCGGCAGUACACUCUGGACGCGUCGGGGCACCUGCGCGAUGCCGCCUCCUCCGCCCUCGUCUCCCACCUCGGCCACCUCGCCCCCUCGUACGCACUCCCUAUGCCCCUGCCUGCUGCCUAG
Messenger RNA from Closterium sp. Naga37s-1, 5028 nucleotides. The record is from the annotation of a GenBank genome assembly. Lineage: Eukaryota; Viridiplantae; Streptophyta; Zygnematophyceae; Desmidiales; Closteriaceae.